This is a messenger RNA of Eriocheir sinensis (Chinese mitten crab), 4414 nucleotides long. RefSeq lists its product as uncharacterized. Gene Ontology annotation, cellular component: mitochondrial outer membrane; nucleus; mitochondrial envelope. Gene Ontology annotation, biological process: mitochondrial outer membrane permeabilization; positive regulation of apoptotic process. The transcript has 7 exons. NCBI's taxonomy places the organism in Eukaryota, Metazoa, Arthropoda, Malacostraca, Decapoda, Varunidae. The record is from RefSeq and is a predicted model, not a curated record. Bases 513 to 2375 code for a protein of 620 amino acids.
GUUCGGGUCAGUCAUCCAAAGCCGGUCCCAGUCUCUGUUAGUCCUUGACGAGGUGUGUUCCGGCGUGGUUGUGUUGACGUCGGUGUGUGUGGUGCUGCUCUUGUUGGACUUCGCGCGCGCGUGUGUGAGGGAGUGUGUCGCGGUGAUUCAGAAGUUUUGUACGAUUUUUCUUCUCCGUGUUGUGACUCGUGCGAGAAGUUUUGACGCAUUUUUUUUCCGGUAUAUUUGAGUGUUGUGUCAACGAUGGAUUUUGUGCUUGAUGAGCACCAGCAGGCGAGGCCCCGCAUGCAGCGCUGUUGGCCGGGGCGGCAAGGCGAGGCUGUGAGUGUCGCCGCCGCUGCGACGCCCGCCGCGAGCACCCAGUGACUCGGGCGCCACUCCAAGCACUCAGGGCGUGCGUGCCAACAACCCAUUGACUUGAUGCCCGCCGCUGUUAUUUCCAGUCGGUGUUACGAGGUACUCAAGGACUAAGAGGGGCGGCGGGUCUUGUGGCGUGAGUGAGCGUGAGCGUGAUGGUGAGCGUGGUGAGCAGCGUGCUGAGCCAGACGUUGUGGCGGGUGCUGGGCGGCGACCCCCACCACCCGUGGCUCGGGGGGCGCCGGUCCCCCCUGUCCGUCACUCACAAUGGCCGGCAGCAGCAGCCGCAGCGCCACGCCCUCGCUUGCUGCGGCGGCGGGCACGUGAGCGAGGCGGGGGUGUGCUGCGAGGCGGGUGAGCCCGGCGCAUGGGUGCUGCUGGACCCACUGACUCCCGCCGCCGCCCCCGCCCCCUCCCUCGCGGAGCUGUGCGCCCCCGCCUGCCGGGCCGAGGCCCAGCAGGAGGAGUGUGGGCGCCCCUCCCCCGACAUAGCACCACAAGGCCAACCCGCCCCAGCCCUCACUCCCGCCGAGCCACGGGUGUCGCCGCCGCAGAGUCAUGAGGCAGCAAGUGGAGACGAAGAGUUCUGCUGCGUGGCGACUCAGCCUUGCGUCACACCCGCGGGGGAGGAACACCCCCCUGGCGUGACCCAGCAUGACCAAGAAGCCGCGGUGGCGGGCAGCGCUGCUGCAGCUGGCAGCAGCGCGGGCAGCGGCAGGGCAAGGUGGUGGCGGCGGCGGAGGCGUCAGUUUGUUGAGCGCCGCCGCCCUGAGCAGCUCUCGUGUGCUCCUUCCCGUCACUGUCCGUCUUGCCACGCUGCACACACCAUGGACUGCCCCUCGGGUACCUCUGCGCCGCCCCUCCGUGCCGCCCCGCCGCCCUCCUGCCCCCCACAAAGGGGUCCGGCGAGCCCCGCCGCGCCAUACAACGAAGACAUAAGAGACUUUGACAUCUACAAAAUCAUCCGCAAGGGCGAGGAGGGGCAGUACCCCCGCCUGCCCGCCCUGCCCACACAGUCCGACUCCGACACUGACGACAGCACCGCCGGCACCCACGAGGCGCUCAGACGAAGGAAGAGGAGGAACCCCGAGCGGAGGGUGGCCGGCAGGAAGAAAUUGCACCGGGAGGAGGAAGAGAACACACGUGUGGAGGCGGACAUGGCCACGCGGCUCCUCGCACCACCACUGCACCGCGGCACCACCACCACACACCCCGCCACGCCCCCGCGCCCCACCACCCUGCCCCCCUGCCCGUCCCCAGCGACCCUGGGACACUGCCGGGUGGGCGGCUCGUGGGACGAAGGCGUUGGGAGCGACCGAAGCGACGAGGAAGACGAAGACGAGGACGACGAUGAAACUUCCACCGUCGUGCCUGACGACUUCGCCAACGACACAGACUCUGACAUCGAAGUCUUGAUCCAGUCCGCCUGCUCCUCAGAGUCGUGGGUGGACCUGUCGAACCAGCCCGGCAGUCCAGACCGGGUGACGCCGCUGCCCUUCGGGAACGGCGAGGAGUACCUGAGGCUGCUGCGGGAGGCCCAGAGAGAGAGCAACCAGUCCUCAGCACGUGUCUCCCUCGCCUCCUCCCGCCGUGACACCCCCAGGGACUCACCCCAUGACUCGCCCAAGUCCCCGCCCAACAGCCCCAACACAGAGAUGGCCACUGACCCCGAGGAGGCCUCCGUUCUCCGGGGCGUCUAUAUCAACUACUACAACAAGCAGGAGGGAGACUUCAUUCGUGUUGAGAAAAAUACAGAGACUGACUGGAUCUGGGAUUGGAGCAGCCGGCCCGACCAGACUCCUCCCAAGGAAUGGCGGUUUAGUCAUCCUCGCAAGGGAGUGAGCCGCGGCGCUAGCAUCCGCCGUGUCAUGGUGGGCAACUCCUCCCUCUUCUCUCGGGACGUCCUCUACACCCUCCUCAUUACCAACGUCCUCUCCCUCAUCAUUGGCACAGGCAUUGGGAUCUGGUUGGUGAAGCGGUCAGGUAGUGAAGGCAUCACUACUCUACCCCUCAACUGAUCGUUACAAGUGACGCUCAUCAGCUCAUCGUACUGGGUUUUGGGCCUCAACAACCAUUAAUUAGCCCAUACUUAGAUUAGCCACGUGAUCAGCCUCUCUCUUCAUCACAAGGGGCUGAUAGUGUUACCUGACAUUCUUUUUUGUUACUUACAAAGGCUGCAAGUUUUAUACACUCAUAGAUUUUGGCCAGAAUGAUUCAUUGACUGAAUUACAGUUUUCCUCCUUCAUUAAAUAAAUUUACUCUUAGGACUAGAAGUUCAGUGUUAGCUAGAGGCUGAAGGAUAUCCCCAGAUAUACAUCAUGACUGCUGACUCGCUUUUCCUGGUCAUGUGAUGAGACAGUGGUAAUAUUUCUGCCCACAAUAUUUACCAGAAUAUCUUGGUGAACCAUUUGGUAAAAGAAAGUUGUAGAAAACAGUGUUUUGUUGAAAGUAUGAUAGAUCAGUUCCUUGUUGAUCAAGUGGAGUUUCACUGUUGACAGUUUUAGUGUUGUCUGUCAGUCCUAGGGUCAACUUCCCUAACACUCAGAUAUUGAAAUUAAUUGAUGAUGUUCUUUUGUACUUAUGCUGGAAAGAGAACAUAAGAUUGAAAAGCAAACAAAAUUAGUGCCAGGUGAGCUGGGGCAGUUAUCUAGUCACGAAAUGGAAUUGAAUAAGUGUGCUUCAUUGUUUGCACCUGCAGUUACUCUGCUGUAUAUCUCACUUAGGAAAAUGUGUUAAGUGAUGUGUUCAGUAGACUUUUGUUGCUGUUGCCACCAUGUCACCCAUCAAAACCAGCACAACAGUCUGUUAGAUGAGAAGCAUUUCUGUUAUGAAGAUGCAUAGCUCUGGAUUCAUGUAAUUACCUAUGUCAUAUUACCUGUAUCACAGUGACUGAUUUUGGUGGGAUAUGUUCAAACAGUCUGACCAAGUCUCAAGGACACAUCUCAUAUGUCUUUCAUAUAUUAUUUUUGAAACACUUCAGUGACCUUCAGUUUUUGCUUACUAUUAACAUUUCAUAUUUGCCUUUGAGGCUAAGGAGCAAGAACUGAUAAAGUUUCUGACGUGGAUGAAGGCCAGGAAGUGAUGGAUCCUCUCAUACCAUGCUCCUGGAGUGGAGCAAAGUUACAUAUACAUUUGUUACUUUAUAUAUUAUUUGGAAUGUAGUGAAAGCCAUAUAAAAGCAAGGGUCAUGUCAGCCCAGCAAGUGUGUUCAGUUAUAAUUUUGCACUCACACAAACAAACACAGGGUGGCAACACGGCUGCUGACCCAGAGCUCGUGUGGUGGUGAUGGUGGUGGUGGUUGCCCCUGCGAGCCGCACACCACCAUUGUCACAUGUCACUCACUAGAUGGGGAAACUUCUGAGAUAUUUUUUUUGUUAUGUUUUAUCAUGUAUCUUACCAGGAGGCUAUAAUAGCUUUCUUAUCUAUGUCCUCAACUUUCUGUGUGUAUGAGGAGUUUAAACUAACUAGGUAAGGUAGUGGACUGUCAGGAGCGGGGUGCACAGUGUUGCCACAUCAGCCGUUGCCACUGUCCCCUGCUGCCUGGACCAUGCGUAGCCAGUGGAAUCUGUUUACAUUGGGACACAAGUCUUUGUGUCACUUGGGAUAGACUGUGAGGAUAUAGAACUUUGUAUUCAAUGAAACAAACUUCUAUUACUGUAACUGAUUGUCUUUCCAAAUCCCUGAUCAGAACCAGAUCCAUCUUGCUCUUGCUGUCAUUUUUUAAAGUGCUUUCUUUUUUAUUCUCUGUGAUAUAAACUAUUCUAAAACAAAAAAAAAACUUUGCAUAUUUACACUGGAAGUUGGCUGCAUGUCUGUAUUAUCUCAAGUCUGUCUGUAUGAGUGAGUUAUAUUAUUGGGGCCUCCUGUCUUCUCCAACACUGCUUGGUUAGUGCUCUCGCAGCACACUAAUUGUUUAUUUAUUUAUUUUUAAUUGGAAUGGACUCAGUGCCUGUCCCCAGGAACCGACCUACUAAGGCAGAGUUGGACAAGACAGCAACCAGCUUUCUAGUUUUGUAUUGCCGUCAGGAAAACCAAAUACAUAUACUGAAAAAUUUAA